Annulohypoxylon truncatum is the source of this 3837-nucleotide messenger RNA. RefSeq lists its product as uncharacterized. The transcript is spliced from 2 exons. The coding region runs from base 1 to 3837 and encodes 1278 amino acids. Gene Ontology annotation, molecular function: protein heterodimerization activity. NCBI's taxonomy places the organism in Eukaryota, Fungi, Ascomycota, Sordariomycetes, Xylariales, Hypoxylaceae. The record is from RefSeq and is a predicted model, not a curated record.
AUGUCGGGCUCAUCCUCAGUCGCUAUCUCGAGCACGCCGCGGCAUGUUCGUUCGAGAACCCAAAGCAUCUCGAGCGAUCGCCCGUCAACGGUCGGCCAUAAUCUCAUGUCGCCCCCACUCUCUGUAACACCUGAAGCAGUGUUUAUAGCUGCUUCUGCUGCUUCGCAAAUUGUCACUAAUGACCACGAUAGCCACUCUGAGUCGUGGUAUGAUGAAAUGGGGAUCGAGCCUUCGGGGGAAACUGCUUUAGUUUCACAGAGUGCGCUCCAAUUAGCGAAUAACUUUGUUGAUCAGCUUCUAUUCAACAUCAUCGGUAUUGCGCAAUCCACCUCAUUAGCUGCUCUGCGACCCGCCGUUAGCGAAGUAUUGAAACCGAAGCUUGCCAAGGAUGCCAUCAACAAUGCAGACGAAGAACUUCGAGAAUACCUGGGUGGUGGUGAAGUUGAAGAUUUGUCGCAGGCUACAAAUACUGGAUCUCCCCGUGACUGGGACCUUGAACUGGUGUGGAAGAGAACGAGAUUACGAUGCAUGGUCUACUCUUCCCUUGGCGAUAUGGAAGAGGAAGACGAGGAUUACCACAUGGAGCAGGAACACCUCAGGAGCGAGUCGGACGAUAUUAUGUCGGAUAUUGUGUCUCCAGCGGUUGCUAUUUUCCUAACCUCCAUUCUCGAAUUCAUGGGCGAACAGGUACUUGUCAUAGCCGGUCAGGCGGCGUUCAACCGGUUGCGCGUGAAAUACGAAAAGGACUUGAAGGAAGGCACUCGAUUACCCGGAGAAUAUUUUGAUCGCAUUGUAGUCCAAGAGUUAGACAUGGAGCGCGUUGCUUUAGACCGGACUCUCGGAAGACUUUGGCGUUCUUGGAAAAAAAGGAUUCGAUCGCCGUUAGAGCCCAACUACUCCCGGCCCUUCUCGCGAAGCUCUACUGGUGCCACUCAACGGCGCGGAAGUUCAGCGACAGAUCUUGUGCAACCGCUUCCUACGCCUAGAGAUUCCGACCCUGCGCUUGCGGUGCAGGAGGAGCAAGAUGCGGAGGCUGCAAGUGAGGAAACGAGCGAUAAAUCGGAACAGAAGGUAGUCGAGCCAGCCGAUGUGCCUUUACCAGACAGCGAUGUUGAGGCGACGUAUAGUGACGAGGAAAGUGAAGAUGAAAGAGACCGUACCAUACGUCCUAAGAGCUUGGCGGUCUUUUCUCAAUCAACAAAGGCUGCACUAGCCUCUAUUGGGUCCUCGAUAACACGCACUCCAAUUCGACGUGUGCGUUCUCUUCCUUUACGGAAAACUCCCCGAUGUCCUUCCCCUCCACCGACGGCCCGCGAAGUUGAUCCUCAAGCUUCUACGGAGCCAAGCGGUGAUGUUGCAGACACACCAGAGAAGUCUACCGUGGAAUUGACGGCUGAGUCCACCUCUAUCAAAGUAAAUGAGGAUGGCAGCGCUCGUGCGGACAAAUAUCCCAAGAGGGUUAGGGAUUCAGUUAGGGAAACACCGGAGCUUCAGGCCGCCUUAAAUAAUCUGAUGAUUCCCGAAGGUCUCACUGGCGCCUUACCUAUGAUGUCGGCCACCACUGGUAGUGGUACUCCACGGACUAAAGCCGAAGAGGAAGAAAUUGACGAAUUUGCCGAAGAACCUGAGAUUCUGACGUCGUCACGGAUCUCUAUCGGGGGAAGCAUCGGUGGAAGAAGCUCACCCGCCACAUCGGAAUCUGGUAGACCUGCUCCUCUUGUGCAUGUUAGAUCUAACAGUUCACGGUCAGUGCGCGUUAUUGAGGUGCAAAGCCCUCGUAGCCCGACAGCCGGUUCGCGAGGAAGCUCCAUAGAAGUACCGGAGUCUGCCAUGACUAUUCGUGGGGUUUCGACAACGCCUCCGAUUGCCGAAGAGAGUGAUCCGAACGACUCGUCCGCUAUCAAGAGAAAUGUUCUUAUUCUGCCACCAUUGGAAGAUUCUCAAGACAAUAAUCUCCCAAUCAUUCAACCACCUCGAAACCCGAGUCCUUUAAGAAGCGUUCAUUCGCAGUCGUCGCAGUUAUCAGUACCUACCAAAGUGUCGAUCAUAAGUGGCCCUGAUAUUGAGGGAUCUUUCGAAGAGAAGCCCGUAACCCCCUUGAGGGCACCGAGGAACCCACCGCUGCCAACUCUGCCGGAGAGAAGCACAAGCCGACCGGUUUACGGACGAUCAGUCUCCAAUGGCGCACCAUCCCCGAGAUCUGACCGGCGAGGCUCGCCUGAAUCACCGAAAUUCCCGCGCCCUGUGCCAAGCGAGUCCCCCUCUUCUACGUCGACCAAAUUUAAAGCAGUUCGUACCUCCGAAGACGGCAACUCUCGGCGAUCCGAGGAUAAGGCUCGCGACUUCGAACAGCUCAUACAUAGUGGUGAAACUCUACAGUAUACCCUAACGCCCGAAAAUAUGCGUGACAUUGACUCAGGUUCAUCUCAACACAACGGAAGCCCUAAGCUUUCUAAUAGGUUCCAAAAGAACGAUGAAACGAGGCUUACCGAGCGAUCUCGGUCUUCCUCUAUCAAGAGGUCCGCAUCGAUAACGAAGCAGACCAGUCUAGGUUCCCAUCCACCCACAGACCUUCCCAUCACCGGAAAGUACGCGUCGUCUGUCUCGAGUUCGUCCAUCUCAGUACCGCCGAAGAGCCGAUCAGCUGCCGCGCCGCAAGCUAGAGAGGCACGAGUCCCUCGGGAAUCUCUGCAAGACUUUGCCGACUUUAUUCGGUCUACAGGACCACCAGGAGAACACAGCGCCCAGUACAAUCGCGGACACAAGGGUACAGGGAAUAAGCUUAUACGAAGUGCCACAGGACCUUCGCAUACGGGGAAGAGCGCGAGCGUUGACAGCCGGCAGACUAAUACAAGCAUCCGAUCUAACUUUCAAGCCAGAGAUGCUUCUAUUCACUCCUCGAAUGAGAACUCUGACCUCAUAGAUUUUAUUCGGCGUGGACCACCUACUAGCAAUGGAAAUAACCCGCGCAUCCCUCGGCAUGUCGCCCCCUUCCGGACGACUAUGGAUUCGGACCAGCUGCAAAUGAGCGGCGCGGGAGGCGGUAGAGCGGUCGACGCAGUGAUACCCAACAUUCGAAACAGCGAGACGUCGACGAAUUUCACGGAGACGUCGGCCCCUUCAUCCAUGAAUUCUCAAAGUGCGCUUUUGAGCAAGGCAAACAAGAUGCAACACUUCACAGGCAAUAACUUUGACGACGAUGAUAUGGUGCCGAAGAGGACGAGACGUAGAGUUCGUGACCCCUAUGCCAUUGACAUCAGCGAUGAUGAAUAUGACGAUCUGGACAUGACACCAAAGCCGAAACCAAAGAAAGAAGAAAGUCUGAUCGACUUCCUUAACAACUAUCCCCCUCCUCCUGAACCCGAAUCGCAACCUGUCGCUAUCCCGAAGAAGAAAUCUAGCGCACCAAACCUAAUAGCACGUCUGAGGGCAGGUGGAGGUUCCAUCAGCAAAUCGAAUCCCAAGGGGCUUGGCAACACCGAUUCGAGAUCUCUCAACAGCCGAGCCAGUAACGGCAGGGGUUACACUCCUAUCGUCGUUCCGAUGGGGACGGAUAAAUACAGAGGCGAAUCUAAACCGCUAGCGCCGGCGCCGGCACCGACGCCGAUGGGAGCUCCGCCAAUGAUGGCUGCCCCGUCAGGUCGUGUUCCAAUGAAGAGAUUCGAGCCCCGAGAUGCUGUCUCGGUUAAUAAUAGCCGUACUUCCGACCUGGCCAGUUUCUUACGCGAUUCGGAGCCGCCACCACAACCAGUGGCACGGAUCCCUUCUCCCGUCGAAACCAAGAGCAGCGGGUUCUCCCGAAUGUUCGAACGCCGCAAGAAAUCUACAGCAUACUGA